Mesorhabditis spiculigera is the source of this 1761-nucleotide messenger RNA. Lineage: Eukaryota; Metazoa; Nematoda; Chromadorea; Rhabditida; Rhabditidae. The record is from the annotation of a GenBank genome assembly.
AUGGUGGCCGUCGAGAAGGCAAAUGCGUUUUAUGGGAACUGCAAAGCGCUGCGUGCCGAGAAUUUCAACUCCGACCUGAAGAAGUACGUCUUCUGGUUGGGCGAGGUACCGCUGAUCCGGCAGAAGCUGAUGGAGGGAUUGAGUAUGCCGACAAUCACCAGAACUGUCCUCAUGACGACCCUAAAUGCCUUCGUUUUGCUCCCUCCCCCUGACACACGCCCACCAAAUACCUUCCUACGCGUCGAGGCCACCAUUGGGCCAAAGAUUAAGCUUGCGUUCAACGAGCCGGCGCCCAUUUUUUUCGGCGGUCUGGACAACAAGGCGGACAUCAAGGCCGAGGUGGAAAAGGCCGUAGCUUCCCUGGAACCUCUCGGGUUCACCAUCAGCGAGUACACCCGUGAGGAUAAUAUUCCCGGUCUUGUGGCUCUCUACAUGAAGCUGCAUGAGGUGUUCACCAAGAAGCUCCAGAACAACGAAGCUACCUAUACGAUCGGCCAAUUACAGGAGAUGGCGCCGAUGUACGACUGGCUGUACUUUAUCAGUUGGCAUCUGCCAAACUACGAGCUGCAGAUUAUCCGCCAGACGCAGAUUACGUUCACGCAGGAGUACGAUUUGGCAGCCCUGUCCAAAGUCUUGGUUGACUUUCCACGUAGCGACGUCCAGAACUUCUUCUUUUUGAACUGGGCCCGCCAUCUAAAGGAGCGAUUCGACACUCGUGCUAAGAUCGGAUGCGAAAAACGACUCCUCUUCUACUUCACAAAACUCACUGAACACCUCGCCAUCGACACGAUCAGAUUCAGAAGUGAUGUUGAAGACGUGAAGGUUCUGGGCCAGGAGAUGCGCGAGGGUUUCCAGCGAGUGUUCGACGAGAACACGUGGCUGGAUGCGGAGACGAAGGCCCAGCUAAAGAAACGCCUCGACGACCUCAAGGAGUUUUAUGGGUACAAUGAGCAUGCGCUGGAUCGGAAUACAAUCGAGGGAUUCUACGAGACGCUCCCGAUCCCCGAGGAAUGGAACCUUCUGACGAUGAUGCAAUUCGAAGAGAGUGCUGCGUGGUUCGUCAUGCAUAUGGACCUGAAAAGCAUCUUCGGCCUGGAGGCGGCUAUGCCCUUCAAAGCCGCGAAUUGGGACAACAAGCUGAUUGUUGUUUCCCUUGGCAUGAUCGGCGCUCCGUUGUACAACCCGAACUGGCCGCUCGAGUUCCAGUACGGCGGGCUCGGUCUGAUCAUCGUACACGAAAUGACGCACUCGUUCGAGGAUCGAAGCGAUCUACCACCGGGCAAUGUUGGCAACGACACCGACGAGUUCUUGGAAAAAACCAAGUGCUUCGAAGACCAAUUCGGGAACAUCAUCUACGAGAACCCACGCUUCAACAUCACCGCCAAGGCCAACGGUCAAAAGCAACGCUUUGAAGCUCUCCCCGACAACAAUGGCAUCCGCAUCGCUUCACGGGCCUACCUUGAGAAACGCCAGAAGCUCUACGGCCGGAACCCACCGAAAUUGCCUGGCCUUCAGGAGUUCACCAAUGAUCAGCUGUUCUACUUGGCGGUCGGCCAGAUGUAUUGCGGGCGCCAGCCGACGAUCUAUCCGAAUCAGACCCCAGCAGAACGUGCCUGGCUUGACGCUCAACACCCGGUGCCAAAUGUUCGCCUUAACGGGCUCUUACAAAAUUUCAAACCGUUCGCAACGGCCUUCAAGUGCAAGCUGAAUUCAACGAUGAACCCGAUGCGCGAAUGCCGCGUCUACCGCCACCGUAUCCAC